UAGAAAAUACUCACAGACCCUUUGCAACGACUUUUCGGGCCAUGUCAUCCCCGCCUCGUUUAUGGGUUUCUCCUCUCUCCGAACGCGUGUCAGAGAGCGAUCUCAGGUCUAUAUUCAGUAAGUACGGAAACGUGGUGCACGUUUCCAGGAAAUCUAACUAUGCCUUUAUCGAAUUUCAAGAUCCUAUAGACGCGGACGACGCGGAGAAGGCACUCGACGGAUUCAAGCUAGACGGUAUCAAGCUCAUCGUGCAGAAGGCAAGGCCCAGGGAGGACAGGUAUCGAGACCGCUACAGCAGGGACCGAUAUCGAGACGACGAUCGUGACGAUCGGUACGAUCGCAGGGGGUACAGAGACGACUUCCGGUCCUACCGAGACAGCCGCUACAGCUCAAGGUGGGACGACCGCAGGGACGACCGAUACGCGUCGCGUUGGGACGACCGCAGAUACGACCGCUACAGACACCACAGCCCCAUCAGGAGCAGCCGAGACUCACGGGGAAGAAGGUUCAGUCCUCCGCGAAACACCGAGCACCGCCUGUACGUCGACGGCGUCACGCGCGACAUCAACUGGAAGGACCUCAAGGACCACUUCCGCUCCUGCGGAGACGUCUGCUUCGCUGAUGUCAAGCAACACGGAGACCGCCUCCGCGGCAUCGUCGAAUUCAAAUACCGCGAAGACCUGGAGCGCGCAUUCAAGGAACUGGACCAGACGAGGCUGAGAGGUGUGACUAUCUACCUAUCCAUGGUCGAUCCGGACACCUCCAGCGUCCGCUCUAGAUCUCCCUCGCGGUCUCCAUGCGAAGAGAUAAAAUCACCAAAGGAACCGUCCCCGAGCGACGGCACUUACGAAAAGUAUUCACCAAUCGAAGAAUCAAACGGGACCAACGAGCGAUCGCCUAUAUCAGAAGAGCACGAAUAAACAACGGAGAGCCUAUACACAUACGCACACACACA
Messenger RNA from Schistocerca gregaria, 955 nucleotides. RefSeq names its product probable splicing factor, arginine/serine-rich 3. Gene Ontology annotation, molecular function: mRNA binding. The coding region runs from base 42 to 920 and encodes 292 amino acids. The transcript has 3 exons. Gene Ontology annotation, cellular component: nucleus; cytoplasm; ribonucleoprotein complex. The record is from RefSeq and is a predicted model, not a curated record. NCBI's taxonomy places the organism in Eukaryota, Metazoa, Arthropoda, Insecta, Orthoptera, Acrididae.